This is a messenger RNA of Rhea pennata, 3145 nucleotides long. RefSeq names its product DBF4B-CDC7 kinase regulatory subunit (gene DBF4B). The coding region runs from base 19 to 2316 and encodes 765 amino acids. The record is from RefSeq and is a predicted model, not a curated record. The transcript is spliced from 11 exons. Gene Ontology annotation, biological process: regulation of cell cycle phase transition; positive regulation of nuclear cell cycle DNA replication. Gene Ontology annotation, cellular component: Dbf4-dependent protein kinase complex. Gene Ontology annotation, molecular function: protein serine/threonine kinase activator activity; zinc ion binding; nucleic acid binding. NCBI's taxonomy places the organism in Eukaryota, Metazoa, Chordata, Aves, Rheiformes, Rheidae.
GGCCCAUUUCGGGCCGCUAUGGCGGGCCCGACGGCGGCGGCGGCGCGGCCGCUCCGCGGUAAAUCCUUCUACCUGGACGUGCCGAGCGGGCGGAGCGCGCGGGAGCUGGCGGAGGCCAUCCGGCACCUGGGCGGGGUGACUGAAAGCUUCCUGAGUAAAGAAGUCAGCUAUGUGGUUUCCAGCAGCAAAGAGGCCAAACGAGACAAGGCCAGGACUCAUACCGAGAAGUGGAGCAAUGCUACCUCAGAAGGUGCAAAAGCCAAGAGCCCAGUGCCUUCUGCCUCCAAGGGGAACUAUACCAGACCUCACCAGAAGCCACCAGAUGCUGCCCUGAUCAGCCGAGGAAAGGAACUGCUGCAGAAGGCCAUGAAGAAUCAGGACUCCUGCAGUGGCAAUGGUAUCCUCGCCAAUGCUCGUUUGUGGGGAGUCCAGAUCGUGCACGUCGAUGAAAUGCUAUCAUACGCUCAACAGCUGCUGCGUGCCAUCUCAGGAGCAAGGAAAAGGAGCCAGAAGAUGGAGGCAAAAUGCGUUGUGUCUGGAUCAAAAGUUCGCAAAGGAAAACUGAAGCCCCCUUUUCUGAAGGUUGAAGACAAGAGCAGGCAAUUCCGACCCUUCCAUCACCAGUUCAAAAGCUUUCCUGACCUGAACUUCCUGGCACCCAAAAGCUCCAGCCCAUUUGAACCUCUGAAAAGCCUCUUGAAUUCCUGCAGGGCCAGGGACAUGGAGGGCUGUCCGAUGCGCAGCGAGGGAGAAAAGAGCCCCCAAUCCACACCAGUCACUGUGCCAAAGAAGAAGAGGGGAUUUUGUGAGUGCUGCCAAGAGACCUUUGAUGAGCUGCAAAAGCAUCUCCAGAGCCCCCAGCACAAGCAGUUUGCACUGGAUGACUCUCAAUACGCCCCUGUGGAUCAUGUUAUCUCACAGCUCACCAACAACUUUGUAGAGCAGUCAGCCAAGGUGCCGUGGUCCUGCCUGACAGAUGAACACUUAAUGCCUCAAGCACAAGUUGCCAGAGGAAAUGAGAUGCUGACAGCUGAGCUGGAAAAAGAGAGCCAGGAGGCUCCUGUGGAACAGUUUAUUGAUGCAGAGGCGGAUCCUGGCCUGAAGAUGAAGGAAUGUUCCACUCACCUGCCCAGUAACAGGCUUAGUAAUCUCAGAGAAGGAAGAGGAUUUUCUGAGAGCUGCUCGCUGGGGCUGUCUGCUGGAGCAGGACUCACUAGAGGGGUUUGUGCUGUGCAGGGCACCACAGAAGGAUCUGUUGUGAGGGACACAGAUUCAGGUGUGGCUCCUAGCCUGGGCCAGGAGACCCUUGCAGAGACUGCUCAGGUCAGAAUAGCAAUUGCUUCUUCAUCUGAGCUUCAUAAACAACAAAUGCUUGGGCCUGUCAGCCAUCUUCUGGAAACGCUGCCCAUCUCCAGGAAACGCCAGCUCUCCUCCAGACAGAGCACCCAGGUAGGAAAGAAGCCCAGGCUGGAGCUGGCUGGUGCCCUCUCUCAAUAUCAGCAGACAAGCCAAGUGGAUGGUGGGAUGAGUGUGCAGGAUGCAGGGCAGAUAUCUGAGCUGGACUUGCCCAGUGUAGCACAGGCUGGUAGCUUGCCCUUAAGCACAGAGCUUUCCACCAGACUUCAUAGCUCCACUGUUCUGGAGCUGUGCCUAUGUGGGGACCCUGGGGACCCUGCAACACAGCCAGCUUCCCUUGAAGCUGUUUCUGUGGGGUUUGAUCCCACAGAGAUGGCUGCAGCAAGCACCAUCAGCCAGUAUGGCUGGAGUAGAGUGAAUGCAAUUUCCCAUGGGAAGCAGCUCAGAGAGGAGGAAGAAUGUACACCUUUGAGUGUGGACAGUCAUGAUCCAGAGUGCAGGACCUCUGCAGUGAGCAAGACCAACUGUCCUGCUGGCCAGCUGCCCUCACAAAAACUGCGUGUGGCUGAAGCUAGAUGUUGCUGCUCUCCCUGUGUUGGAGCAGCAGAGAAAGUAACCCCUGAACUACCUGACCUCCCAGGCCAUAGCAAAGAGUUGACUCCUGGCCCUGGGCUCCCUCUUCCUCACAAAAUGCAGGCUGACCUUGACUUCAGGACAGCUUCUGAGUCAGACUGGGACAUCCAGCUGCUCUCCGCAUUAACGGGUGUCCAGGACAGCAAGAUUCUGCCUGUGGACAGGGACUUGCUCCGAAGGACAUGUGUCAGUAUAAGGGACAGUGGGUAUGAGUCUCAGCUCUGCUCAGUUCUGAAGCGGAAGUCAGAGCUUGACUGGGCAGGCAAAGACGACAAGAACUGCUGGAAGUACUGUGCAGAGACUGAAGGAGCUUCUUUCCCCAUAUGAGACCUCUCUUGGCAACUGGACUAGUUAAAACCAUCUCCUGGCUGUUCUCUGGGCCCUUAAUGGGAGCUGUGAAAUGGUUUGAAAAGGACUUGACAAACCACCUUCCCUGUCAGGGCCAAGAACAGUCUAUGAGGCACAACUGAGAGCUGGAGUGAAGACAGCUGCAUGGUCUCCUCCAGUCACUGCAGACAACCUGGGCUGGGCCUGAAGGAUUGAGAUGUGCUGACACCUCACUGGCAUGGUUUGUCCAGUGCUACCUUCCCUAGCUUCUGACAUUCAGGGGAGCAACUUUCUUGCCUGAUUUCCUGGAGGAAAAAUGCCAGUGGCUGCAAGUCAGAGGUCUGCUCUUGGUGGCUACGUUUCACUACACCUGUGAGAUAAACAUAUUGUAGCAGGUUGAGCUUGGAAAACAGCUCUCAGUCCCAACCUCAGCAGGAUGGGGUGAUAAAUCCUUCCUUCUCAUGCAGUCAUUAGGAUUUUAAGCUUUACAGGUCUCCUGCUGGGAACUAUUGGGUGAUUCAGAAAUUCAGCCAUCUUGAGAGGGGCUCGGAUCUUCCCUCCUGUUUAACUUCUUUUUUUUUUUUUUUUUAACCUGAUGGCCUCCCUCUUUAAGUGCUUACCAGGCUCCUGACAAGAUGGUUUUUCUCUAGAAGUAAGUCUUCAGCAGGAAUAUGCUCUCUGCUUUUCCAGAUUCAGAGAGCCCUGCCCAGAGGAGGGCCAUGGAGGUGAGGUCUGUGCUCUUCAUAUGGUUUGGGGUUUUAUUGGAUGUCUUUGCGAGUAGCUACAGAUAAUUGUAACUAGUCCUAAGUUGUUUAGCAUUCUUUUAAAC